Molecule: messenger RNA, 1302 nt
Organism: Oikopleura dioica
Lineage: Eukaryota; Metazoa; Chordata; Appendicularia; Copelata; Oikopleuridae
Source: the annotation of a GenBank genome assembly
AUGAAAACUUCUGCGUUUCUUCUUUCCGCGGCGAGAGCGACCUGCCCGGAACAAUGUGCCUGCGAGGGUACUGUUGUUGACUGCACUGGCGCCCAAGUUCAGUACAUUUCUGAACUGGACUUUCCAUCAGAUGUGACUGAAAUCAACUUGUCCGACUCCUCUCUUUCUGCUUUGAGAAGCUUCGACUUCAACGGUGAUAAUGGAGAUUUUGCAAAUCUCGAGACUGUCAUCUUCGACAACGCUGAAAUCGAGUACAUCGACGAUUCUGCUUUCGCAUACUUGCCGAGUCUGAAAUCUGCUUCGUUUGCUGACUCUUCUGUUUCAUAUGUCAGCAAGAAGGCAUUCUACGAAUGCGACAAAAUCGAGAACGUAGACUUCUCAAAUACGAAUCUCAAAUAUCUUGACGCGCACUUUCUCAUCUACGCGGAUAACUUGGAAUCGCUGAACGUAGCUGGAGCUGCCGAGUGCGACUGCGUCAACAACUGGAUGAAACUGUCAGACUUCGAUGAAAUCAUUUCCGGUUACGACUGCGAAAUUAACCUUGAUGAUGCUUCAAAAUGUGCGCCAAAGUCUGUUCUUCCCGAUUACGUGUUCACUUUUCAAGAAGGUCAGCCAGCAACUGCAAUUUGUUUCAUCGUUGGUUCCGACAUAAUGACCAUCGACGUCCAAAACGGUGGAAAAUAUCGAGGACAGCGAAUCAGCCUUUACAAUGUCGGAAUCGAAAACCACGACGAGUACACUUGCACAGCCAAUGCUCUCAAUCACGAGUCUGUUCAGAACUUUUUUACCAUCAAUGUCAUCUCAAGUGAGGAAGCCAAUGAACCAACUGCCGAUGAUGCGAGCACUGAAGAAGAAGUAGUAGAAGUUGAUGAUGAUGAUGAUGAUGAGAAUGAGGUUGACAAUGCACAAGAAGAUAACGAUGAUGAUGAAGACGCAGAGGAAGUCAUCGAAGAAAGUGAAGACAAUGAGUCAGAGGACGAUGAACCUAGUGAGGUCACAUCAGAAGUUCUCUCCACAGAGCGACCAGACGAAUUGGAAGUUAUCUCAGAGGACCUAACUGGUAACGACAGCGAAUCUUCUGAAGAAGAUAGCGAAGCAAGCUCUUGGAAAGAUGUUAGCGCUAAUACAGCAUGUCUGUUCGGCGUUCUUUGCGAAGAAGGAAGCUCCGAAGGAAGCUCAGAAGGCAGUGGUUACGACGGUAGUGGCGAUACGGCUGAAUACUCGUCAGCAAUUUCUCUUCGAUUCUCCUCCAUGUCUCCAGCUUCGCUUUUGCUUGUACUCCUCGUCGCUUGCCUUCUGUAA